AUGACCUUUAAUAUCAAUAUAGACGGGACGACGUACACGGUUCAUCUGAAGCGACAAGGGCUGUUGCAGUUCUCAAAUGCCACCUAUGGAAUUGAGCCCUUGGAGUCUGCGCACGGGUUUCAGCAUCUCAUUUAUCAAACAAACUACGGGAACUCAAACCUUCCAAUUUCUACAGAGAAUUAUCACAUUAAGUGGAGCACAGAAUUGACUCAAAGGGUCAACAUAGAAGUACCGGCUAAUUUCACUACCCAGAGAUACCUGGAAAUACAAGUGGUUGUGGCCAAGACUCUGAUGUUUUUCAAACUCAACACAAAAGUCAUACUGACCUCUGUCGAGUUCUGGAAAAAAAAGGAUAAAAUUGAAACAACCAGGAGCAUGAAUGAAUUGCUGCAAAGAUUUACCGAGUGGAAACAUUCCCAUCUCAGCCUGCGACCCCACGACGUAGCAUUCUUGUUUAUCUACAGGGAGCAGUCUGCUUCUGUGGGGUCUGCCUUUGCAAGGAAGCUGUGCGUCAAACCCACCUCAGCAGCGGUUGCUGUGUAUAAAAAGGAAUACACACUGGAGAACUUUUCCGUGAUUGUCGCGCAGCUGCUGGGGAUCAGCCUAGGAAUAUACUUUGACCAGUCAAGAAACUGCUACUGUCCAGGAUCUGCUUGCUUAAUGCAUACUAGAGCAGUACAGGCCAGUGGUGUGAAGGCCUUCAGCAGCUGCAGCGUAAAAGACUUCCAGAGUUUUCUGGCCCACGGACAGGGGCAGUGCCUCCUGAACAGGCCUCAUCUGGAUCUCCAGUACAAAACCCCCUCCUGCGGCAACGGAAUCGUGGAGGACGGCGAGCAGUGCGACUGCGGCACCAAUCGGAUAAAGGAAAAAGGCACCUUGUGCAGAACCGCGCCUGACCAGGAGUGUGAUUUGGCCGAGUACUGCAAUGGCACCUCUACAGAAUGCACGGAGAAUUUUUAUGUCCAGAAUGGGCAAAUGUGCGAGGAGCGGACUGGGGUUUGCAUGAAUGCAGUAUGCCAAAGUCCUGAUCGAUGGUGCCGAAAAGUGUUUGGAAGAGGUUCAAAAAGCGCCUCGUCGCAGUGCUACGAGGAAAUUAACAGCCAGAGCGACCGGAUGGGACACUGCGGAUCCUCUGAGAAGGGAUAUCAGAACUGUCAGUGGCAGGAUCUCAGGUGCGGCAAGCUGGUCUGUGACUAUCCACACAACAAGCCUUUCCUGAUAGAAAAUGCAGCGGUGAUCUACGCAAGAGUGCAUAACCGCUGGUGCAUCACGUUAGAUUACCAAAAGGGGAAAACCAUGAAGGAUCCCUUCUUGGUUCAGAAUGGUGCUGGCUGUGGGCAAAACAAGGUUUGCAUGAACCAGAGGUGCGUGGAGUAUGCUACAAUCAAACCUUCCUGUGAUGCCGAAACAAAAUGUAACAGCAAAGGCGUGUGCAACAACAAAGGGAAUUGCCAUUGCCAGAAGGGCUGGGCCCCACCUGACUGCAAGACAAGAGAAACCGGAGGCUUGGGAGGAAGCAUCGACAGCACGUUCCGAAGUGCAGCGUCACCAGUCCGGCCCCGCGCUGUUAGUGUCACGACGAGGAACUGGCUGCUGGUGAGCUUCUUUCUGUUCCUGCCUGUCGUCAUUGGCUCCAUCGUCUUGGCUGUGAAAAUGAGAGAGUUCCUCAUGUGGCGCAGCGAUGAAGAGCCCAGAGACAAGGAAGAGGAAGAGGAGGAGAAGGAGGAGGAAGUUUACCAAGAAAGGCAGCAGCAGUGUACCAGCCUACUGGCCGCUGCCGCAGCAGUGGCCACUGCGGUUGGAGGAGGACGGGAAGCAGAGAGAGGCUGCGGCAGCAGCAGGCCAGCUGCCACUGCAGAAGCUGCUGCGCAGUUAAGUCCUUCUCAUGCGUUCAGUUUUCUGAUCGCGCUUCAGAAAAUUGUCAGACACAAGAGGGACAAACCAAGGACUCUGUAG
Molecule: messenger RNA, 1956 nt
Organism: Euleptes europaea (tarantolino)
Lineage: Eukaryota; Metazoa; Chordata; Lepidosauria; Squamata; Sphaerodactylidae
Product: disintegrin and metalloproteinase domain-containing protein 2-like
Exons: 14
Coding region: 1-1956 (651 amino acids)
Biological process (GO): binding of sperm to zona pellucida; cell adhesion; proteolysis
Cellular component (GO): plasma membrane
Molecular function (GO): metalloendopeptidase activity
Source: RefSeq, a predicted model, not a curated record